Messenger RNA from Camarhynchus parvulus, 4668 nucleotides. RefSeq names its product fibroblast activation protein alpha (gene FAP). Bases 216 to 2447 code for a protein of 743 amino acids. The record is from RefSeq and is a predicted model, not a curated record. Gene Ontology annotation, biological process: proteolysis. Gene Ontology annotation, molecular function: serine-type endopeptidase activity; dipeptidyl-peptidase activity. The transcript is spliced from 25 exons. Lineage: Eukaryota; Metazoa; Chordata; Aves; Passeriformes; Thraupidae.
UUCUUGUCCAAGAACUUCCCCAAAAGUGUGGUUUCAAUUUUAUGGAAAGCCUUUGAAUUUGGCACAGUUUCCAAAAGUAUAUAGGAAAAAAAAGUCUGCCAGAGGUUUGGCCUCCAACUGUGAAAACAGACACUGCCUUUUCGAACUCCUCUCCUAGAUCUACUGACCAACACCCAGAAGAGAGAAUUCACAUUCUUUUAGAAUACAACAGGAAAAUGAAGACCCGGCUAAAAAUCAUAUUUGGUGUGGUUAUAUGCCUUUUGCUUUCCUUAUUACUUAUGUGUAUUAUACUGCUACCAUCAAGAGUUGUCAACACAGAUGAUGGUCCUAGAGCUCUUACCUUGGAGGAUUAUUUGAAUGGAAACUUCCAAUAUAAAACAUUUUUUCCAUAUUGGGUGUCAGAUAAUGAGUAUCUUCAUCAGUCUGCAGAGGAUGAUAUUAUCCUUUACAAUGUUGAAAUUAAUUACUGGACCACCAUCCUGACAAACAGCACAAUGAAACAAGUUAAUGCUUCAAAUUAUGUGAUGUCAUCAGACCAAUAUUUCAUAGCUCUGGAAAGCAAUUAUUCAAAGCUGUGGAGAUACUCUUAUACAGCAUCAUAUCACAUUUAUGAUCUCAUAAAUGGUGGUUUUGUAACAGAAAAUCAGCUUCCACAUAAAAUUCAGUAUAUAUCCUGGUCACCCGUUGGACACAAAUUGGUAUAUGUAUAUCAGAAUAAUAUCUAUUUGAAACAAAGUCCUAGAGAGGCACCAGUUAAAAUAACUAGUGAUGGAAAACAGAAUGAAAUAUUUAAUGGGAUUCCUGACUGGGUCUAUGAAGAGGAGAUGCUAGCAACAAAAUAUGCACUGUGGUGGUCUCCAAGUGGAAGAUAUUUAGCAUAUGUACAAUUUAAUGAUUCUGACAUACCAGUUAUUGAAUAUUCAUAUUUUGGUGAGGACCAGUAUCCUAGAAAAAUAACCAUCCCUUACCCAAAGGCUGGAGCUAAAAAUCCUACUGUUAAAGUGUUUAUUGUAGACACUAUUAACUCUGAAGCAUUUGGUCCUAAGGAGGUGCCAGCUCCUGCAAUCAUAGCAUCCAGUGAUCACUAUUUUACUUGGCUUACUUGGGUAACAGAUACUCGAAUCUGUGUGCAGUGGCUGAAGAGAAUACAGAAUUUUUCAGUCUUAGCUAUUUGUGACUUCAAAGAACAUUCAAAUACUUGGGACUGUCCAGAGAAUCAACAGCACAUAGAAGAGAGUCAAACAGGAUGGGCAGGCGGAUUCUUUGUUUCUGCCCCGUAUUUUACAUCAGACAGCAGUUCAUACUACAAAAUUUUUAGUGACAAAAAUGGUUAUAAGCAUAUUCAUUACAUCAAUGGCUCUGUGGAGAAUGCAAUCCAAGUUACAAGUGGAGAAUGGGAGGCAAUAUACAUUUUCAGAGUAACAAAUGAUGCAAUUUUUUAUUCAAGCAAUGAAUUUGAAGGCUAUCCUGGAAGAAGGAAUAUUUACAAAAUCAGCAUUGGAAGUAAACCUAUGAGAAAACAAUGCAUUACUUGCAAUUUAAGGAAAGAGAGAUGUCAGUAUUAUACAGCAAGAUUCAGUGAACAUUCAAAAUAUUAUGCCUUGAUCUGUUAUGAGCUCAAAGUAUUGGAAGACAAUUGGGAAUUGCAGUCUGCUUUGCAAGAUAUCAGACUGCCAAAAGAAGAAAUUAAUAAGCUUGAAGCGGAUGGUAUAACUUUGUGGUACAAAAUGCUUCUACCUCCACAGUUUGAUAGAUCCAAGAAGUACCCUCUACUUAUUCAGGUGUAUGGAGGACCUUGCAGUCAGAAUGUAAAGGCAACCUUUAGCAUUAGCUGGAUAACCUAUCUUGCAAGCAAAGAGGGAAUUAUUGUUGCUCUGGUGGAUGGCAGAGGGACAGCUUAUCAAGGUGACAAGAUUUUGCAUGCAGUGUAUCGAAGACUUGGAGUCUAUGAAGUUGAGGACCAAAUUUCAGCAGUUAAAAAAUUUAUAGAAAUGGGCUUUAUUGAUGAGAAACGAAUAGCAAUAUGGGGCUGGUCCUAUGGUGGCUAUGUAACUUCUUUGGCACUUGGAUCUGGCAGUGGAGUAUUUAAAUGCGGAAUGGCUGUGGCUCCUGUUUCCAGCUGGGAAUAUUACGCAUCAAUCUACACAGAACGAUUUAUGGGUCUUCCUAUAAAGUCCGAUAAUCUUGAGCACUAUAAGAAUUCAACUGUGAUGGCAAGAGCAAAGAAUUUCCAAAAUGUAGAGUAUCUUCUCAUCCAUGGAACAGCAGAUGAUAAUGUACAUUUUCAGAACUCAGCACAAAUUGCAAAAGCUCUGGUUAAUGCACAGGUGGAUUUCCAGGCAAUGUGGUAUACUGAUCAGAACCAUGGAAUUCCAGGCCUUUCCAGCAAACAUCUCUACACACAUAUGACCCACUUCCUCAAACAAUGUUUUUCUUUGUCAGAAUAAGUAGGCUACUCAGAGCAUGCUAAGGCAUCUGAGACAUCUUUGGGAGAAUGAAAAGACAGCAGUGCCCAAGUUGUAUGGUGUUCAGGUGAAUUGAUCACAGGAACUUUGAAAUUUUAAAUUGAUGUUUACAUCCACUUUUGAUAUUGUAUAUUAGCAAAUGUUAUGGUAACAAAUGUUUUGACACAUUUGAUACCUGUUCGACACAAAAAAUAAAAUCAGAAUGUAAAGGGUCUUGUGCAUCUAUUGCCGACUUGCUUAAACUUACAUUCUGCAGUCCAAGAAUGGUGGUUCAUUGCAAAUGCACAGUGUCAGAUUAAUAUGGUUGCAUUUGUUAACUAGAACUGUAAAAUGGGAAAGGACAAAGGAAGCAGUGCAACUACCUAAUUAGCAUUCUAACAAGAACCAGUUUCUCAAAAUUGAUUUCCAACCUUUUGUAAAGAAUCCAAGAAGAGAUAGGAACACACAAUAUUUAACACUGAAGUUUGGAUACUUACUCAGAGUAUUGAAUGUGUUCAAAUUUUAUUCAACUCUUAUUUGAAACCUUGAUUCCUCAAAACUCUCAGUGUUCAGGUUUAAACGUGAAAGCAGGACACUCAUAAUAACUAUCAUAUAUCAGUGGGUUUUUCACCUGUAUUCAAGGUAUGUGAGACAUAUUGACCUGUUUUUAAUUUCUAAUCAUCACCUCAGCAUUCAAAUUGAUCUCAGUGUCGUUCAUCCCACACUGGAGGGGAAGGAUCAAAGGAUUGUGCAAGCUUUCUUUGCUUUGUUUCUAGUGCAACAAUUUUAGGGAGUCUUUAAAAAAUGGUGGAAGCUAAAAUGAUUGGAAUACUUGUAUUCUUUUCAUUAGUAAUUAAAUCAGUCCUGUCAUAAUAUAAGAAUAUUACCAAGAUAAUUGGCAAGAGAUCCAUUGUAGAUUAAACAAUUGCUUGGUCAUGUGUUUAAUUAGUCUAGUGCAUAAGAACCAUGGUCUUUCUGACACAAUCUCUGCUAUUAGCUGUUGAGAGUGCAAAAUAACCUAAAAUAGAUUGUGUUGCCUUCCCACAAAGCAAGCUGCUUCAUAACUCUCAGUCAGAGACCAGUUGCUGCUUCUUUGUGGAAAAGCAAGGGGUUUCAUUUGACUUUCUUGACAAAAACAUGGGGUUUGGCCAAAAUAAUUAAAAUGUGGAAGUGAUUUGCUAUGUAACAGCUUCCUUCGUUUGUUAAUGGCAAUAUCAAAUCUAAUUUUCCACACAUGAGAACAUUCCUUAGAUACAUCUUUAUGCAAAUGUAGUUGCCAAGCUGUUUGUAAUGGUUAAAUUAUACUUUGAUAGGAACUCUUCAGAAAAUACUCAAUUAGUUCAGGUUUUUUUGGAAACGCUGCCAAUUACGUGAUGUUAAUGAGCUUUUUGUUGGUAAUGUAAUUAAAAUUCAACUGCUAUAAUGGCUAAAGGAAAAAAUUAUAGCUGCAAGAAAGUUAAAAUUAAGCAAAUAUAACAUGAAGUGGGCCUAAUUAGAUGUUGAUUAUAUGGUCCUAUGUGCAUUUGCUGCACACAACAGUAGUCUCAGAAAUAUGGUUAUCUUACAAAUAUGGAAUACAAUUCAGUUGAAAUAAUGAAAUUUAACUCUCUAUUUGUUAUAUUGAUACAACACCAUGGAAAUAAUUGUUAUCUUAUGGUGAAAGAGAGAAAAAUGAAGCUCUUGUCUGAGAUGCUUAUAGGUUUAAGAUACCUGAAUCUGUCAAUGAGAACCUAAGUAAUUUCCAAAAAAGCAUGGUAUCAAUCUCACAUAAAUAUCAAUAUAUUAAGAUCACUUUCAAUUUCUUCACCUUUAUUUUAUUUAUUCUAUUGAACAUCCUCUAAGUUCUGGAAAUCUGGGCAGAUAGAUUGGCCCUUUGUCAGUACUGUAAGUAAUAAAAUGAUGCAAUGUGUUGUUCACACCCUGCCCACAGGUCUGUUGUCUGAAGCUUUUGGAAGUAUUUGAAAUAAGGGACAUUUCAGGAAAAUCAGUAAAAUAAAAUAACAGAAGGUACCUCUUUCUCGAGUGGUGCAUUAGCUAUUUCAUUAUUAAUCUGCCCUGAGGUCUGUUUGUUUCCUAAGGCAAUCAUAGUACACAUCUUCCAAACUGUUCACCAUCUACUUUGGCUUGUAGGCAGCAGUUGUGGGGAUAAAAAAAAAUUAAAAAUAAGUGCAGUUGCUCCCAACAUUUUUCCUUCAUUGUUUUUCAUGUUGUUAAUUUCUUUGCC